Molecule: messenger RNA, 2974 nt
Organism: Daucus carota subsp. sativus
Lineage: Eukaryota; Viridiplantae; Streptophyta; Magnoliopsida; Apiales; Apiaceae
Product: exocyst complex component EXO84B
Exons: 7
Coding region: 302-2665 (787 amino acids)
Biological process (GO): exocytosis; Golgi to plasma membrane transport; intracellular protein localization
Cellular component (GO): exocyst
Source: RefSeq, a predicted model, not a curated record
GUACUAAAUGGGUUGGGUCGCUUGAAUGGCCGAAACCGGCCCAACCCAGCCCAUGUGCAGCCCUAGUUGGGGUGCCGGGACGGGAUGAAUAUCCAGAUGAGAAAUAGUGGAGAAAAAGAAAGAAAUAGCGGAGAAAAAGAAAUGGUUAUCUGUCUUGGCAGGCAGGUAGAUUGUUGCUAUUAUUGUUAAGAAACACAAACAAACUGUUGUAUAUUCCAAUAAUCUUGAGAGAGAGAGAGAGAGGGAGAUUAUUGAAUCACACAUAUAUAUACACGAGAGAGGGAGAGAGAGAUCUGGAUUGAUGGCAGCUGCGUCUUCGUUGAAGUCGUCUAGGUCUACGAGAGGAGGCUCCGCAACAGCAGGAGUAGGAUUAGUAACAGCAGCUACAACAAACACAGCAACAACAGCCACCAAGGAUUUAGCACCAAAGCUCGAAGAGAGUCUCAAUGUCUUCAAGUCUGACCGUUUCGAUGCCGACGCCUUUGUUCAAUCCAAGUGCCAUUCUUUCAACGAAAAGGAAAUAAGGCAAUUAUGCUCAUAUCUCCUAGAUUUAAAGAGAGCGUCUGCUGAGGAAAUGCGUAGAAGUGUUUAUGCUAAUUAUCCAGCGUUCAUCCGAACAUCAAAAGAGAUUUCAGAUCUAGAGGGUGAACUUUCAUCUAUCAGAAACCUUUUAUCAACUCAAGCAACUCUAAUUCAUGGCUUAGCUGAGGGAAUUCACAUCGAUUCUUUAGCAUUCACUGUCCCUGAUGGUUCUGCAAAUGGAUUGUCUAUUGGCAAAGAUAAGGAUUCUUCAGGCUUAGAGAAAUGGUUGGUUGAGUUUCCUGAUCUCCUUGAUGUUUUGUUAGCAGAAAGAAGAGUAGAUGAAGCUUUGGCCGCCCUUGACAAAGGAGAACAGUUGGCUUCUGAGGCAAAAGAAAAGGGAACGUUAAGUCCAUCUUCGCUCAUAACACUGCAGAGUACUAUCACUGAACACAGGCAAAAGUUGGCGGAUCAGCUUGCCGAAGCUGCUUGUCAACCUUCCACACGUGGCAGUGAGCUACGUUCUGCUAUUACAGCUCUAAAAAGGCUUGGGGAUGGGCCUCGUGCUCAUAGUUUACUCCUUAGUGCACAUUAUCAAAGAUAUCAGUACAACAUGCAAACUCUUCGUCCAUCAAACACCUCAUAUGGAGGAGCAUAUACUGCAGCUCUCUCACAACUUGUGUUCUCUGCCAUCGGCCAAGCUUCUAGCGACUCUUUGGCUAUUUUUGGUACUGAGCCCUCUUAUACCUCUGAACUUGUAAUGUGGGCUACAAAACAAAUUGAGGCCUACGCACUGCUUGUCAAAAGACAUGCCUUGGCUUCUUCUGCUGCUGCUGGCGGUUUAAGGGCUGCUGCAGAAUGUGUACAAAUUGCUUUAGGUCAUUGUUCAUUACUGGAAGCUCGGGGUUUGGCACUCUGCCCUCUGCUUCUUAAACUCUUCCGGCCUAGUGUUGAGCAAGCACUAGAUGCUAAUUUGAAACGUAUUGAAGAGAGUACUGCUGCCUUGGCAGCAGCUGAUGAUUGGGAGCUAACCUAUCCUUCUACAAUUGCACGGCAAUCUGGCAGGUCUUCUGCAUCACUUGGCCCCUCUGUCUCAUAUCACUAUAAACUCUCAAUUAGUGCCCAUCGAUUCAACAUGAUGCUCCAGGAUUUCUUUGAGGAUGUUGGACCAUUAUUAAGUAUGCAAUUAGGUGGCAGAACUUUGGAAGGCUUAUUCCAGGUGUUCAACUCAUAUAUCAACUUGCUUAUAAAAGCAUUACCGGGUUACUUGGAGGAAGAAGCCAACCUUGAAGGCUCUGGAAAUAAAAUUGUCAGAAUGGCUGAGACUGAAGCGCAGCAAAUUGCCUUGCUUGCAAAUGCAUCCUUAUUGGCUGAUGAUAUGUUACCACGUGCAGCGAUGAAACUUUCCUCUAUUAAUCAGGCUAAUUAUAAAGAUGAAUCCCGCAGAAAGGUUUCAGAUAGGCAAAAUCGACAUCCCGAGCAAAGGGAAUGGAAGAGGCGUCUUGCUAUGUCAGUUGACAGAUUAAAAGAUAACUUCUGUAGACAACAUGCUCUAGAUCUUAUUUUUACCGAGGAAGGUGAUAGCCAUCUCACUGCAGACAUGUACAUAAACAUGGAUGGUAACAUGGAUGAAAUAGAACCUUCUCCCAUAUUUCAGGAACUGUAUUUAAAGCUUAAUAGGAUGGCUACCAUAGCAGCUGAUAUGUUUGUUGGGAGGGAAAGAUUUGCGACAUUGUUAUUGAUGAGGCUUACAGAAACAGUUAUCUUGUGGCUUUCAGAAGACCAAAGUUUUUGGGACGAUAUUGAAGAAGGACCAAGGCCUUUAGGUACUCUCGGCCUUCGUCAGUUCUAUCUGGAUAUGAAGUUUGUCAUGUGCUUUGCUUCUCAAGGGCGUUACCUUUCUCGUAAUCUCAACCGAGUCGUGAAUGAGAUCAUAUCCAAAGCAUUGACGGCAUUUUCAGCGACUGGGAUAGAUCCUUAUAGUGAACUUCCCGAAGAUGAUUGGUUCAUAGACAUAUGUCAGGAUGCAAUAGAGAAGCUCAGUGGAAAGUCAAAAGUAUCGAAUGGAGAGCGUGAUUUGAACAGCCCAACUGCUUCUGUCUCGGCACAAUCGGUUUCAUCUAUCAGAUCGCACGGAAGUUCCUGAUGUACAGUUCAGAUAUAUGUAAAUUGGACAGUAAUGGCAUUCAUUCUGGUUCCAGAAGCUGUCUUUGCAUUCAUAUCAACUUCUCAGGAUUUAGUUUCUUCAGAUUUGUCAAAAAAUUGUUUGUUAAAACUAAGUAUUUUUAUUGUUGUGCAGCCGUGGGGAGUAUUCGAGUUUGUAAAUCUUAGUUUGUUCAUUUUAAUAAAAAUGUAUAUCAUUCUUUUUAAGCAGUCAACUGAUUACUGUUUGAUUGUAGAUGAAUUCUUGAUGGUGUUCUGACUUGGAUCUAUGAAAUAGAUUGUGUCUUUUUAA